AUGUCAGAUACAGCACAUCCCUUUGUCAUCCCGCAGUUCACAACAAAGGACUACAGCUCUUUCUUUCUUGCUGGUGCCUUGUGUUGCACAAUAAGUCAUGGCGCAAUGACUCCGAUUGAUGUCGUCAAGACGCGCAUUCAAAUUGACCCAAAAUACAAGCCGUUUGGGUUUGUGUCAGGGACCAGAUAUCUAAUCGCCAAUGAAGGCCCUUCAGCCCUACUCACCGGGUUCGGUCCUACUGCUGUCGGGUAUCUCGCACAAGGAGGCGCAAAGUUCGCUGGUUACGAGUACUGGAAGAAAUCUUUUGCGACUUUUGUAGGAGACCAAGAUACAGCGGUCAAAUAUAGAACGGCUAUAUACCUCGGUGCUGCAAGUGUUGCAGAGUUUUUUGCAGAUAUCCUUCUUACGCCUCUUGAAGCUACGAGAAUCAGAUUGGUGUCGGAACGCGGUUAUGCGACAGGUCUCGUGUCAGGAUUCACCCGACUGGCCUCUGAGGGAGGAGUCUCUCAACUCUAUGCAGGCUUCUUGCCCAUUCUUUGCAAACAAAUUCCUUACGCCAUCGGGCAGUUCACAGUGAACGAAUUUUGUCAUGAGCUCGCCUUGCGUAACAUGUCGGAAGAGACCAAGAAAUCCAUGUCCGAUUUGUCCAAAUUCGGCAUUUCCUUGGGAAGCGGAGUUAUCGCUGGCUUUGCUGCUGCGAUUUUGAGCCAUCCCGCCGAUACCUUACUCAGUCAAAUCAACAAAGGACAUGGUCCGACUGGAUCGAUGAUCUAUCGCCUCACUACACUAGCGAAGGAGGCAGGAGUCAAGGGAUUGUUCGCUGGCUUAGGACCAAGAAUGAUAAUGACUGCAGGACUAGUAUCUUCGCAGUUCUUGAUGUAUGAUGGUAUCAAACAUGCUCUCGGGGCACCGCCCGCUCUCGAAAUUCAUAAAGAAUAG
This is a messenger RNA of Lentinula edodes (shiitake mushroom), 939 nucleotides long. RefSeq names its product mitochondrial carrier domain-containing protein. Gene Ontology annotation, cellular component: mitochondrial inner membrane. Gene Ontology annotation, biological process: mitochondrial phosphate ion transmembrane transport. The coding region runs from base 1 to 939 and encodes 312 amino acids. Gene Ontology annotation, molecular function: phosphate transmembrane transporter activity. The record is from RefSeq and is a predicted model, not a curated record. Lineage: Eukaryota; Fungi; Basidiomycota; Agaricomycetes; Agaricales; Omphalotaceae. The transcript is spliced from 10 exons.